Molecule: messenger RNA, 3283 nt
Organism: Spea bombifrons (plains spadefoot toad)
Lineage: Eukaryota; Metazoa; Chordata; Amphibia; Anura; Pelobatidae
Gene: LNX2
Product: ligand of numb-protein X 2
Exons: 10
Coding region: 221-2278 (685 amino acids)
Molecular function (GO): ubiquitin-protein transferase activity; protein binding
Source: RefSeq, a predicted model, not a curated record
CAGCAGUGGAGGAGUGGGGAGGUGGGAGUGAAGCCUGGCCGUCACCUCUACCAUUCAACGAAUACCGGGAGGCGAGGACACUGCCGGUGCAGACACAGAUGCUGAGUGUUUGCUGUGGGAGGACAUCACAGCUAAGGAUAAAUGGCAGUGGAUCCAGUAUGGCCGUACUAUCAGUGACCACACGGAAGCCAAGCUGUUGAGGGGCACCUGAGUUUACAGCAUGGGUACAGCAACUGAGGAACUGGUAGUGAUAGAGGAUGACUCCACCUUGGACCCUCUGUGUUUCGAGUGCGGUCAGCAGCACUGGACAAGAGAGAACCAUCUGUACAAUUAUCAGAAUGAAGUGGACGAUGACCUGGUUUGCCACAUUUGCCUACAACCACUGCUGCAGCCUUUAGACACGCCAUGCGGUCACACGUUCUGCUAUAAGUGCCUCAGAAACUUCCUACAGGAGAAGGACUUCUGCCCCCUGGACCGCAAACGUUUGCACUUCAAGUUUUGCAAGAAAUCCAGUAUCUUGGUGCACAAGCUGCUGGACAAGCUUGUCGUUUCUUGCCCUUUCUCCACCACAUGCAAAGAUACCAUGCAGAGGUGUGAUGUGGAAGCGCACCUUAAAAACAGGUGUCCCGGAGCAUCCCACCGUAGAGAAGUACUGCACCAGCAGAGGGCAACCAAUUUGCAGAUAGAUAUUGAAGGUGAAACUGGCCCUUCUGUGAUUGACCAACCAGGAGCUGUAUCACCAGAUGUAGAAAAAGCAGGAACUGUGCCAGCGCUCUUGGAGAGGAACUCAACCCCAACUGUACUUCCCAUGUGUUCCGAAGACCAAGGCUUCGAAAACCCUGACUUUGAGGAGGGCUCAGUGGCCGACACUACGCAUCUACCGCCGACCCUGCCCGAGGGGGAAAUCACUGCGAUAGAAAUUCACCGCUCCAAUCCUUACAUAGAAUUGGGAAUCAGCAUAGUUGGUGGCAACGAGACUCCUUUAAUAAAUAUUGUCAUCCAAGAGAUAUAUCGAGACGGCAUCAUCGCUCGGGAUGGAAGACUUCUUGCUGGCGACCAAGUCCUUCAAGUUAAUAAUGUUGAUAUCAGCAAUGUGUCUCAUAACUAUGCUAGGAUGGUCCUUUCGCAACCAUGUUCUUUGUUGCAUCUCACUGUCCUGCGGGAGCGGAGGUUUGGGAACAGGACACAUGGCCACGUGGACAGUAAUUCACAACGAGAUGAGAGUUUUCACGUCACCCUGAACAAGAGAGGCUCCAACGAACAGCUCGGUAUUAAGCUUGUCCGUAGGACGGAUGAAUCGGGAGUUUUUAUUCUGGACCUCUUGGAAGGAGGAUUGGCUGCUCAGGACGGGAGACUUCACAGCAAUGACAGAGUUCUAGCUAUCAACGGGCUUGACUUGAAACACGGAACCCCUGAACUUGCUGCUCAGAUUAUUCAGGGUAGUGGAGAACGUGUUCAUAUGACUGUAUUCCGACAUGGAAAGCAUCAGAGCGGCAGCAUUACUAGGGAAACGAGUAAUGGUCAGUCUCACCAUCACAUGCAGCAAUUCUAUCAUCACAGACCCAGUGCGCAUAAGGAUCUUUCCCAGUGUGUUACAUGCCAGGAGAAGCAUAUUACUGUAAAGAAAGCACCCAUGGAGUCAUUGGGAAUGACUGUGGCUGGGGGCCGAGGAAGUAAGAGUGGGGAGCUACCAAUCUUUGUGACGAGUGUGCAGCCUCAUGGAUGCCUUGCACGAGACAGCAGAAUCAAACGAGGGGAUGUCCUACUGAGUAUUAAUGGUAUCGACCUGACCAAUCUCAGCCACAGUGAGGCGGUGACCAUGCUGAAAGCCAGUGCGACCUCCUCAGUAAUCACACUGAAAGCCCUGGAGGUGGAAGUUGUUGAAGAACAAUCACAAACCAAUGAAGAAAUGAGCACAAUCAGUGAAAAUGAGUAUGAUGCCAGCUGGUCUCCAUCAUGGGUCAUGUGGCUGGGACUUCCCAGCUGUCUUCAUAGUUGCCAUGAUGUAAUCCUUCGGAGAAGUAGUUUGGGGAGUUGGGGCUUCAGUAUUGUUGGUGGUUAUGAGGAAAAUCACACAAACCAACCAUUCUUCAUUAAAACGAUUGUACUCGGGACUCCUGCCUAUUACGAUGGACGACUGAAGUGUGGAGAUAUGAUCGUUGCUGUAAACGGGCUCUCCACCGUGGGAAUGAGCCAUUCUGCACUAGUGCCGAUGCUUAAAGAGCAGAGAAGCAAAGUUACUCUCAGUGUUAUCUCUUGGCCUGGAAGCCUAGUUUAACCCCUUCUUUAUGAGAUCCUCCUUGAUAUCUCAAUGCUGCUGUUAAUAGCUGGUUAAAAACUGGGCCAAAAUACUACAGUGCUCAUUUCAAUACUCAUCAUACUUUUAAUACUUGCCAUACCGGCGUCAUGAUUUCAGAUCUUGCCCAUACUCUGCUGGUAUCAUUGCAUAAUCACCUACGGAGCACGAGACUGGAUCACACCUCUACGGACUUCAGCAUUCUGCUUUGAUCUGGACUACAACUACCUUAACUGGCGUGACUGAUGUGGGUUUUACUUCCACAAAACCAAGUGGGAUAAGGCUUGUUCGCUCUUCCUCAAGAAAACUGUCUAAAGUGCAAGGACUUGAUUCAACACUCCACUCCAAACCCUUGGUUAACCUCGACCCAUCAACAGCGACACCCGUUUGCUUACAUCAUCAAACAUACAUUCUACAGAUUGUGUACAAUAUGCUGCAUAUGCCUCAUACGUGAAUAAAGUUUCACCGCUAAGACUCUGUUAACCCAUGUUGUGCUUGGGUUUUCCGUGCCGCCUUGGUAUGCCGUAGCUGGCCUCUGCAUCUCUGGCAGUAAUGAAUAAUUUAACAACUUGCAUAUUUCAUCCGGUUGUGUAUAAGCGUGGAUUACUUUUCCUGGCCUCCAGUGUGUUUAAAUGUCGUGCUGCUAUAAGGAUCAUAUUGGUUUACCUCUCAAGAAUGUUGCCAAUAAGCAACAUUCUAAGGAAAGAUAUCAGCCAUCCUACAUUAUAUUUGUGAAUUCCACACAAUACAAGGGGCCAAAGCUAAAUCUUAGUAAAUAGGUUUUUGUACCAUGCAAUAAUUGCUUUUUUUUUGUCACUAAUAAUAACGAAUAUAGACUGUACAAAGACAGGGAUUUUUUUUCCUAUGCGGUGUAGGCUUACCUUCCUGAUGAAUGUUUUGUUAUUGUAAACAACUUUUGAUAUUUUUACUGCAGAAUUUUACUAUUUCGCUAAUAAAUUGUGCUAGCUUGUAGUGACAUUUCUUGCA